UGUCGGCAUAUCACAUUCAUUUUCGGGAUACAAGAAAAAAGCAAAUCAUAGUGUUUAGGGCAUAGGGAUCGCCGGAACGUCCGGCUUUGUGUGUUCAAACAGUUAGAUGUCUUUGACCUUUGACCGCUGUUCAUGUUUUGUAUGUACAUGUAACUACAUAAGAAGACCCAUCAUUCAUCCCAACACCUCUUUGAGGAAUAGAGGGGACUUGUAUUGUCUCCCAUCUUCGUAUGCAUGAGAUGAUACAUGGUUUCCUUUCCUUUUGACUACAUCAUUCCCUCCUACUGCAGCAGCACGCACAUGCAUGUACGCCAGCGUACACGCAGGACUGCUGCCUACAAAGUUAUUUUGUGGAGAGAAAAAGUGUGGCAACUUUGAUGUAUCCCCUCGUAUCAUAAAUGCUUGUUUUGAAGUCGCUUUUUUCUCUACCAUCCCCUCUCUUGUUUGUGCUGCUUUGGGAAAAAGGGCUGCUUUUUGGCCCUCAAGGUUUGAAUGCUGUCUGCGAUUUGACUUGGAGUCAUUGUCAAUCACUGUCAUUGUCACGGCCAAUUUUAUUCUUAGACCUCUGAUGCUCAAGCCAAGUGGCCAAAUUCCCUCAGGUUACAAUAACUGCAUAUUCUAUCACUAUCAUUAUUUUCCUGUUUAUUCUAUUCUUCUUAUGAUUUCCGUCUUUUCUUUGAUGCCCCUGUGCCUUCCACUUAUCGCAUCGCUGGUUUGCCUCGCUUUCUCUCACUUUUGGAAACUCUGUAUCGACUUUCCCCAAUCGCUGCAUAUUCAACCGCUCCUUGAUAUCCGCUUGAGGAAACAGACAGAUAGGAGGGAGGGAGGCAUUGCGACAGGAUCGCAGAUCAAUCAGCCCCGGAGUCAUGACCGAUUAUCAACUUUACUCUCUCGCCUUUGCCCCUGAGGCUCGCAGAGCAUUCAAGCAAAUAGGAAUCAACCUGGGCUUCUGCAUUUCAUCACUACUGGUACCUGCUUUGUUGCUUUAUUUCUCACUGUAUGCGCUCGCAAAGCGCGAAACUAGGAAAUUCGAGGUCCUGAGCCUGUUGGCGAGUGUCGGGUUCGUUGUGAGCAGUUGUUUGGUGGUGUUGGAGUGCAAUAUGAUUCGGAGCUUACAGCUUUUUGCUGUUGCCAUUGGCGUGAUGAAAGCGCUGGACCUAUUCGCGCGACGUUAUCACCCGCCGCAGUAUGCGCAGAAUCCAAUACCUGGGCCUGGCUUGUUAGCUCUUCUCUACCUGACGGAAUUGCGGUACGAAUCUUUUACGCCAAAUACCACCCGACUCGGUCCUGCCCCAGCACCCAGUCCUCAGAAAGGGAAAGGUGGAAAUUACUAUCGCAACGGCCGAUCAAGUCCCAAGUCGAAGCAGUGGAAGCCUCACUUUUCCGAACCGGUUAAUCUAGUACUCCACGCAGCGCUUUUUGCCAUCUUACAAACGCUCUGUCCACAAUCGAACCCUACAGUGGUUGCAUUGGAAGUGCUACUAGCCAUAUAUGUGAUCUGGGAGACCCUUCAGCUCAUGCUACGUUAUCACACCAGCCCCCCGUUGUUUGGACCCCUUUACUCGGCAACUUCCCUAAGCACCUUUUGGAGCGAAACAUGGCACAGCGCUUUUGCCAGCCCUUGUCGCUCGCUCGCAUAUGGACCGAUACGGUAUACUCUACCCGAACGCUACGGCGUGCCAGUUUCCAUAGCAAGGGCCCUUGGCGUCCUUGCAUCGUUUGCGCUUAUGGGAUUUUUCCACGUGUAUGCUCUGAAGCCACUAUUACCAGUCGAUGCUCUCGCGAGAAUCUACACGUUCUUUCUGCUGAAUGGCGUUGGGGCUGUCAUUGAAGAUGCGAUCUGGGGCAGGGAGACGCAUUGGGGGAAGACUAUUCUUGCCUGGGUGUUUGAGUUAGCUAUUGCCAGUUGGACUGUCGAGGGACUGUCGGUCCCACAGGGUCUGAAGAACAUCCAGUGGGCGAGUAUUUGUAACGUUGGGGACGUGUGAGGUUCGAAUUUUUGGAUCGAUUGGGCUUUUUCCCUCUCUUGUUUAGACGUUUGACGAAAGACUAAGAUCAUAGAAAGAAGCAAUGAAGCUAAGGUACAUACAGACACAGGUGGUAAACAGUAUAAAUCUUUCCGAAUUUGGAUUUGAAAUAAUUCGGGAGAGAAAUUGAUAAAAUUCAAUCCUUGAGGGUGGUUAUCGCACACAUGGUACUUGCACCUAGUGUACGUACAUACAUACCUGAUGUUCUGUCUGGUAUAGAGUAGCUGGGCAAUUCAUGCCCUAAUGCGCGCAGUCAAGAAGUACCACUGGGUUACUACGACACCUACUAUGCUUACGCUCCUAAAGCAUUGCCAUGGCUAAUAAAUGCGAAGUUAAGGAAAGUUAAACCGCAAUCUUUUC
Messenger RNA from Blastomyces dermatitidis ER-3, 2387 nucleotides. RefSeq lists its product as uncharacterized. Gene Ontology annotation, biological process: lipid metabolic process. Bases 867 to 1988 code for a protein of 373 amino acids. NCBI's taxonomy places the organism in Eukaryota, Fungi, Ascomycota, Eurotiomycetes, Onygenales, Ajellomycetaceae. The record is from RefSeq and is a predicted model, not a curated record. The transcript is spliced from 2 exons.